AUGUCAUCACCGGCUUUGAACGUACCUCUGCUUUUCGGGGGAAAGGCCUGUUGGGGAGCCGUCCCAGUUCAGAUCCGCCACCGCCGGGGGGAGGUGGCUCCGGUCGCGGCGUCGAUCGUGCAGCGGCGACCCGGGGAUGGCGAACGGCGCCGGGAUCUCCAUGCCGGAGGGGCCGUCCCAGUUCCAGAAGGGCAGGGCGAAGGCGUCGUCGUCGAGCAGCCGCGCGCAGAUCCUCUCGAAGAAGUAGAGGUACCACCGGUGGAAGGGGAAGAACAGCCACGACUCGUGGAUCUCGAAUCGCAGGUCCGGGAAGCCGCGUUGGGCGUACGCGCCGUCGCAGUACGCGCAGUGGACGUCGGCCUGCUGCCUGAAGCUGCGGGGGUCGUCCGCCGGGAGCUUCUUCAUCAGCUCGACCGCCUUCGUGUACUUGGCCAGCGCGGCGGCUCCGGCGGCCGUCUGGGCCGCCGAGCGGACGCGGCGGGUGGGGGCGGCGGCGGUGGGAGGGACGAAAUCGGAGACGUCGGAGGAGGACGGAGGCGAGCCGGGGUCGGGGCAGCAGUCGAUGGGGCGGCCGUCGGGCCUCACGGCGUCGCCGCAGUUUACGAAAUCUGGAGACAGCGGUUUUUCGGUUGA
This is a messenger RNA of Striga asiatica, 633 nucleotides long. The record is from the annotation of a GenBank genome assembly. Lineage: Eukaryota; Viridiplantae; Streptophyta; Magnoliopsida; Lamiales; Orobanchaceae.